UAUUUUCAUGUGAGAUGUUUUCUUAUUCACAAUCAGUUCACAUUUCUGUGUUUCCUACAGUUUAAUCUUUAAGGAUGGUUGGCUUAAAUUAUGCUCAUGUUAUUCUGUUGUUUCUUACAAGUUCUGUAACUGAACAUGAGGAUUGUCUUUAUUUCCACCGAAGAAGAAAUUCAUCUAUUGACAUUUCCUGUGAAUCUGCACAUAAAGAGGAAAAGCUGUUUGCCUUUUCACUGAAACGAAGGCUUUUACAGUCUAGAGAAGUGUUGUAUCUUAAUAAAGGUAAUAAACCAUAUUUUAAUAUAACCGAGGACAAGGAUCGCAUCACUGUCCAUGAUAAGUUGGAUAACCACACCGUUCAUCUGAGAAUCUCAAACCUGCAAGGACCGGACACAGAUGUGUACUACUGUGAAUUCUACUAUGGUGAUCUUCCAUAUCAUAGGAACAUUCCUGGCAAGAUGGAGUAUUUUAUCCAUGUUGAAGACAUCUCUCACGAACCCUGUAGUUGUUUAAGUUACCUGCCACUGCUGUAUGUGAUCUCUGCAGCUGUAUGUCUUUUGGGUGUUGUGGUGAUCACCUUCGCUUCAGUUUACUAUUGUAAAUGGUCAAAAAAAAAGCCACAGCCUGUAGUUCCUGUUUAUGAGGAGAUGACUGGGGUGCGACCUGACAAAGAAAAAAACACCGGCUGUCACAUGGAUAUCACAAAACUGCAAGAUGCAAAUAGCUCCGUGUCUGCAUUGCUCAGUAAAGAAAACCUCUAUGUAAGGCCUGAAUCCACAAAAUGUGAAUGAGGGCUUAUCCUUUCGGUGGUCACUUAUAUAAUGUUGCUUGUAUUGACCCACGUUACUUGGUUUAAAUUGUUUUUAUUCAGUCGUGUGUUACCUAUGUAUGUAUGAUAAACAUGCAUUUGCAAAAAAUAUAAAUGCAGCUGUACAUCUUUUAUAUAGCCGUACAUGGUCAUACUGUGUCAUAUACAGUAUAAGUCUAGAUCAUUCAAUGUUUGUACACAUUUGCAUCUUCACAGCAUAACAUGCAGCUUCCCGUCUGGCCAGCCACUUGCAUGUUUUUGGUACAAAACAGUGACUGUAAACUAAAAAUGCUAACUGUCCUUUUGACAGCGAGACAAUGAGAAAAGUUAGAAGAAAUAAAAACCAAGAUGAA
Triplophysa rosa is the source of this 1158-nucleotide messenger RNA. It is a transcript of the gene cd7al, whose product is annotated as cd7 antigen-like. Gene Ontology annotation, cellular component: membrane. Gene Ontology annotation, molecular function: signaling receptor activity. The transcript is spliced from 4 exons. Gene Ontology annotation, biological process: adaptive immune response. Bases 75 to 788 code for a protein of 237 amino acids. The record is from RefSeq and is a predicted model, not a curated record. NCBI's taxonomy places the organism in Eukaryota, Metazoa, Chordata, Actinopteri, Cypriniformes, Nemacheilidae.